Gekko japonicus is the source of this 3748-nucleotide messenger RNA. It is a transcript of the gene KDM7A, whose product is annotated as lysine (K)-specific demethylase 7A. The record is from RefSeq and is a predicted model, not a curated record. The coding region runs from base 10 to 2766 and encodes 918 amino acids. Gene Ontology annotation, biological process: regulation of transcription by RNA polymerase II; protein demethylation. Gene Ontology annotation, molecular function: histone demethylase activity; transcription coregulator activity. NCBI's taxonomy places the organism in Eukaryota, Metazoa, Chordata, Lepidosauria, Squamata, Gekkonidae. The transcript has 20 exons.
UCUUUAAAGAUGGCCGGAGCGGCUGUGGUGGCGGCGGCGGCCACCAGCGCGACCCCCGUUUCCCGCGUCUGCCGGGAGCCCUACGAUGUGAACCGCUUCAUGAUCGAGUGCGACAUAUGCAAGGACUGGUUCCACGGCAGCUGUGUCAGAGUAGAAGAACAUCAUGCUGUUGACAUUGACCUGUACCACUGUCCCAAUUGUGCAGUUCUUCAUGGACCCUCCUUAAUGAAAAAGAGAAGGAACUGGCACAGGCAUGAAUAUACUGAAUUUGAUGAUGGUACCAAACCAGUUCAAGCUGGAACACGAACAUUUGUAAAACAGCUUCGAGCUCGUUCAUUCCCAAGUGCUGAUGACAUCAUUUUGAAAAUGCAUGGCAGCCAGCUAACACAAAGAUACCUGGAGAAGCAUGGUUUUGAUGUUCCCAUUAUGGUUCCCAAAUUAGAUGGCUUAGGUCUGAGACUUCCUCCCCCUACUUUCUCUGUUCUGGAUGUGGAACGAUACGUAGGUGGCGAUAAAGUGAUAGAUGUUAUUGAUGUGGCAAGACAGGCAGACAGUAAAAUGAAGCUCCAUAAUUAUAUUAAGUAUUUUAUGAACCCUGACAGACCGAAAGUAUUAAAUGUGAUCAGCCUCGAAUUUUCGGACACAAAGAUGUCAGAAUUAGUGGAAGUUCCUGAAAUUGCCAGAAAACUCUCAUGGGUGGAAAAUUACUGGCCAGAUGACUCAGUUUUUCCCAAGCCUUUUGUUCAGAAAUAUUGCCUGAUGGGAGUCCAGGAUAGCUACACAGACUUUCAUAUUGAUUUUGGGGGCACUUCUGUCUGGUAUCAUGUUCUCUGGGGUGAGAAAAUCUUCUACUUAAUCAAACCUACUAAUGAAAAUUUGGCAAUCUACGAAGCAUGGAGUUCAUCUGUCACUCAGAGCGAAGUUUAUUUCGGAGAUAAAGUUGACAAGUGUUACAAAUGUGUUGUGAAGCAAGGGCAUACUUUGUUUGUUCCCACAGGCUGGAUUCAUGCUGUGCUCACAUCUCAGGACUGUAUGGCUUUUGGAGGAAAUUUUUUGCACAACCUCAAUAUUGGCAUGCAGCUCAGGUGUUAUGAAAUGGAGAAAAGGCUAAAAACCCCAGAUCUUUUCAAAUUCCCUUUCUUUGAAGCCAUCUGUUGGUUUGUGGCCAAAAACUUACUGGAAACUUUGAAAGAAUUGAGAGAAGAUGGUUUUCAGCCCCAAAUCUUCUUGGUGCAAGGAGUAAAAGCUUUACUUACUGCUUUAAAGUUAUGGAUGAAAAAAGAUCUGGUAACAGAACAUGCCUUUGAAAUUCCAGACAACGUUAGACCAGGGCAACUCAUAAAAGAACUUUCUAAAGUGAUUCGUUCUGUAGAGGAAGAGAACAGCAAACCAGUGAAAGCUCAGGGAAUUCUUGGUGUGUGCCAAGUUUCACGGUCCUCAAAUGAAUCAGCCUCCACUCAUCAUUCCAGACGAAAAGCAAGGAAGCUACGAGACCAUGCUGUCAAAACGCCUUCUAAUUUGGACAUUCUGGAACUCCACACAAGGGAAGUGCUCAAAAGACUAGAGAUGUCCCCGUGGGAAGAGGACACAGCAAAUUGUAAACUGAAUGGAAGGUUUAACAAGCCUCUUCAGCCAUCUUCAACUGUUCCUGAAUGGCGAACGAAGGACAAUGAUUUACGGCUUCUGCUGUCAAAUGGAAGAAUAAUUAGACAUGAGAGGCAGCCCUUUAGAGAUCCAAGUCUUUACACUGCGGACAGUGAAGAUGAGGAUGACAGGACAAAAUCAAAGGAGGAAGAAACUGUUAAGUCAGAAGAGCAAAACUCAGAGGAAGCCGAUGGCAGUGCAGAUGCCCAGAAACCACUGAACAUGUUCUUUGAAAGUGUGAAAUCAGAACUCAGGAAUGGAACCUCAGAAUACUCUGAUAUUUCUGACUCAGAAGACUCUGAGCCUGAUUGCACUAACCAGCAAAAAGAUUCCUCUCUAGAGGAGUCAGAAAGCUCAGGAGAUGAGAAACAGGAAGUAACUUCAAAUUUUAAAGAGGAAUCUGAAGUAACAAGUGACCUCUAUCAAUCUUCACAGAAGCCAUCAAGACAUGUAACUAUAAGUAAAAGGGAAUGUCCUACCUCGACAAGUACGGAGGAAGAAGCUAUUCAGGGCAUGCUUUCUAUGGCAGGAUUGCACUAUACCACUUGUUUACCAGGUUACACACAGAGCACAGACUGCACUGAUAGAAAAAGCUCUCUUCAGGAACACAGAAGCUAUCCCAAAAGUCGGCAUAAAGACAAGCUGUCUUCCCAUAGUCAUAAAGCAGAAAGUGGUAAGCACAUUAAAGAAGAAGUGGGGACUUUAACAUUAGCUACACCAUUACAUGCAGUUUCUAGAGUAAAUCCUCAGGACAUUAACAAAACUCAGAAAUCCACAAAGAAAGAAGGUGUGUGUGAAGCCACUUACAAAAUUCAAGAAAACAGGAGUCAUUUACAAAGUAAUGGUUUGAACUUCCAACAUGGUAAAUGUAUGCGGGACUCCAGCUUAAUUCAAGGGGAAUGCAGGCUCAGUGAUGACAGCCUCAGCCCUGACAGGCCAUAUGGCGAAACAUCAUUGUCUGUCCCUCUUCAUCCAACCAAGCGGCCCGCAUCGAAUCCACCCCCUAUCAACAAUCAGGCAACAAAAGGCAAGCGUCCAAAGAAAGGAAUGGCAACUGCCAAACAACGCCUUGGAAAGAUUCUAAAGCUAAACCGAAAUGGCCAUGCCCGCUUCUUUGUUUGAUGUAGGAGCAGCUAUCACUGCUGCUCCCUCUCUCUUUUUUAAACACACAGACCAGUAUUGAGGGUAACAGUGCCUGGAGCUUCUGUUUAUUCCUCAGCUCGAAACAGAAUGCAUGUAUCCUAUUAGAACACUGCCUGAUGAACAAAAACGCAAUGCUGCAUUUUCACUGUGCCACACCUGCUCAGCAAUAACCAUUUGGGUAAACAGGGGAAUAUUCAAAGAGACAAUGGAUUGGGAGACGGUCCUUCUUUAUUCAGGGCUCAAUCAUUUUGUUGCUGAUAGUGUCUGAGCUAAUUCAUGAACAGGAGAGUGGGAUGAAGGUGGUUAUCAAUAAUUUAUUUGACAGAUCUUGGCAACUAUUUGAAUUCAUUUUUAAACUAUUUAUUUGGAAGACGUUUUUUGUGGGAGCAAUGACUUUAAUUUUAUAUGUUAAAAAAUGUGAAGGGUUUUUUUUUUUAAUUGUCCUUAAUGUAUGUCUUGCAGUGGGGAGCCACAUGAAUGAUUUACUCUGGAUACAAGCAUUUGAUAUAGAUUAUAGUCUUAAAAACAUGGAUGUGGUGCAUUAUUAAUUUAAAUUAAGGCACAUGAAAUCAUACUUUAAUUUCUGUCAUUUAUAUAAGCUCUUGGCUGGCUUUUUCCUGGACUUAUCUAAAGUACGCAUUCUCUGCCUGUUUCGUCAACUUCUCUCUCAUCCCUGGCCCCUUAUCCCUAUCCUGCUUUGCCAUUUAUUAUGGACUGUAAAUUGGCACAGCACUGGCAGAGGGAAGCUUGAACCAGUAGGUUCAGUAGUGCUUUUGCUCUCAUACACGUCCUUCUCCCCCCCCCCCCCCCCCAUUUGUUUUCAUGUCACGGAGAAUGAUCCAUGCAAAGCAUGGGUACCUGUACACCAAGGAUAGCACUACAAUUAGUACAUGUAGACACUUAAAAAAUGCUUUUUGUGGAGGUAGAUUGUUAUGGUGGCAGAGUACUGCUUGAUUGCAUA